AUGCAGUUCUUCGGCCGCCUGGUCAACACCCUGAGCAGCGUCACCAACCUGUUCUCGAACCCGUUCCGGGUGAAGGAGGUGUCCGUGGCGGAGUACAGCACGCACAGCCGGAUUCGAGAGGAUGGGCAGCUGGUUCUGUUCCAGAAUGCUGCCAGCCGCACAUGGGACUGCGUGCUGGUCAACCCCAGGGCCGUGCAGAACGGAUUCCGGCUCUUCCAGCUGGACUCUGAUACCAGCGCCCUGACCAGCUUCCAGCAGUUCUCAGCCGUGCUGCCGCCCUUCUACGAGAGCUCGCCCCAGGUCCUCCAGGUCGAGGUCCUCCAGCAGCUGACCGACCUCAUCCGCAACCACCCCAGCUGGUCGGUGGCCCACAUGGCGGUGGAGCUGGGCAUCCGGGAGUGCUUCCACCACGGCCGAGUCAUCAGCUCUGCCAACAGCAGGGAGAAUGAGGAGGGCUGCACGCCCCUGCACCUGGCCUGCCGAAAGGGCGACGGGGAGAUGCUGGUGGAGCUGAUGCAGUACUGCCAUGCCCAGAUAGAUGCCACCGACAACCACGGAGAGACUGUCUUCCACUACGCUGUGCAGGGUGACAACCCCCAGGUGCUGCAGCUCCUAGGCAAGACCACGUCCACUGGCCUGAACCAGGCCAACAACGAGGGCCUGACCCCGCUGCACGUGGCCUGCCAGAUGGGGAAGCAGGAGAUGGUGCGUGUGCUGCUGCUCUGUAACGCCCGCUGCAACGUCGUGGGGCCCGGCGGCUACCCCAUCCACACGGCCAUGAAGUUCUCCCAGAAGGGGUGUGCUGAGAUGAUCAUCAACAUGGACUGCAACCAGAUCCACAGCAAAGACCCCCGCUAUGGAGCCAGCCCCUUGCACUGGGCCAAGACUGCAGAGAUGGCCCGUAUGCUGCUGAAGCGAGGCUGCGACGUGAACAGCACCAGCUCCGAGGGGAACACGGCCCUGCACGUGGCCGUGAUGCGCAACCGCUUUGAGUGCGUGAUGGUGCUGCUGACCUACGGGGCCCACGCCGACGCGCGCGGCCAGCACGGCAACACCCCGCUGCACCUGGCCAUGUCGACAGACAACGUGGAGAUGGUCAAGGCCCUCAUUGUCUUUGGGGCCGAGGUGGACACCCCAAAUGACGCUGGGGAGACACCUGCCUUCAUAGCCUCCAAGAUCAGCAAACUUGUCACCAGGAGGACGCUCUUAACUCUGCUGAAAACUUUAGGGGCCGACUACCAGUUGCCCCUCAUCCCAGGGGUCCCCAUGGAGCAGGGCUCCGCAGCAGCGCAGCACCCCAUCUCCCUGGACACAGCUCAGGCCCCUUCCAUCAGCCUAAACAACCUAGAGCUGCAGGACAUCUCACACAUAGCCCGGACCAAGAAGCCAGCUUUCAUCGCGAACUCAGUGCGGAGCGAGAGGCGAAACCAUGACCACCUGCUGUGCCUGGACGGAGGGGGCGUGAAAGGCCUGGUCAUCAUUCAGCUCCUCAUCGCCAUCGAGAAGGCCUCGGGCAUCUCCUCCAAGGACCUCUUCGACUGGGUGGCCGGGACCAGCACAGGGGGCAUCCUGGCCCUGGCCAUUCUGCACAACAAGUCCAUGGCCUACAUGCGUGGCGUGUACUUCCGCAUGAAGGACGAGGUGUUCCGGGGCUCGCGGCCCUAUGAGUCGGGGCCCCUGGAGGAGUUUCUGAAGCGGGAGUUUGGCGAGCACACCAAGAUGACGGACAUCAAGAACCCCAAGGUGAUGCUGACAGGGACGCUGUCCGAUAGGCAGCCGGCUGAACUCCACCUCUUCCGGAACUAUGAUGCGCCGGAAUCGGUGCGGGAGCCCCGCUUCAGCCAGAACGCAAACCUGAAGCCGCCGACCCUGCCUGGAGAACAGCUGGUGUGGAGGGCAGCCCGCAGCAGUGGGGCAGCCCCCACCUACUUCAGGCCCAAUGGGCGCUUCCUGGAUGGUGGGCUUCUGGCCAACAACCCCACGCUGGACGCCAUGACUGAGAUCCACGAGUACAACCAGGACAUGAUCCGCAAGGGUCAGGGCCAGAAGGUGAAGAAACUCUCUGUUGUCGUCUCGCUGGGGACAGGGAGGUCCCCACAGGUGCCUGUGACCUGUGUGGACGUCUUCCGGCCCAGCAACCCCUGGGAACUGGCCAAGACCGUUUUUGGCGCCAAGGAACUGGGCAAAAUGGUGGUGGACUGUUGCACAGAUCCAGACGGGCGGGCCGUGGACCGGGCCCGGGCCUGGUGCGAGAUGGUCGGUAUCCAGUACUUCAGAUUGAACCCGCAGCUGGGGACAGACAUCAUGCUGGACGAGGUGAGCGACGCGCUGCUGGUGAACGCGCUCUGGGAGACUGAGGUCUACAUCUACGAGCACCGGGAGGAGCUCCAGCGGCUCAUCCAGCUGCUGCUCCAGCCCUGA
Messenger RNA from Elephantulus edwardii (Cape elephant shrew), 2421 nucleotides. RefSeq names its product phospholipase A2, group VI (cytosolic, calcium-independent) (gene PLA2G6). Gene Ontology annotation, cellular component: mitochondrion. Gene Ontology annotation, biological process: cardiolipin acyl-chain remodeling; positive regulation of ceramide biosynthetic process. Bases 1 to 2421 code for a protein of 806 amino acids. The record is from RefSeq and is a predicted model, not a curated record. The transcript has 16 exons. Lineage: Eukaryota; Metazoa; Chordata; Mammalia; Macroscelidea; Macroscelididae. Gene Ontology annotation, molecular function: protein binding.